AUGGGUGUGGAGGACAAGGAAAAUGGUGAAGCGUCACUUUCUCCAGCAAAUAAUGCAUCAGUGACAUCCGAUGAUGUCAGUGCUGCAACAAACGGUGGCUCUGCUUCAAGCGAUGUGGAGUGUAUCGAGAUUGAUGAGGAAGUAAGCGAACCUCCAGCAAAGAAAUUGAAAGGCAAUGACUCUCACGACUCUGAUGUCGCUGUGAUAAACGGAAAAAGCGAAGAGAAACCAUCUCAAAAGGAGGACAAGCACAAAGAGAAAGAGGCAGAACUGACCAGUCCUGGAGCUUUGUUGAACAAGUUAGAAGAAUAUGUUUCCGAUGCUAUCGAUAACAAGAAGAACAUCGAUAGGAAAGUUCUCGAUGCGCUAUUAGGCGCAAUUAAUGUGCAAGUUCAAAAGGAACCGCUCAGUGUACGAAAACUGAUUCUAGACAAGCAGCUUGUACUGCCCAACACGAUCUCAUUCCCACCUAGUUUGACGGUAGACAUGCUUAUCGAGCACGAUCCAGAUCAUCCGCUUUCGAAGCUACACAAUAAUGCUCCGCACAUGACAAAGCUGCUUUUGGACAUAGGACAAGACUUGGUUCAGGAGUCAACCUAUUGCGACAUAGUGCACGCUAGGAAUCUGCCGGAGACUCCAAAGAAUAUUGAAACUUACAAGCAG
Ostertagia ostertagi is the source of this 663-nucleotide messenger RNA. Lineage: Eukaryota; Metazoa; Nematoda; Chromadorea; Rhabditida; Trichostrongylidae. The record is from the annotation of a GenBank genome assembly.